Messenger RNA from Geodia barretti, 3158 nucleotides. The record is from the annotation of a GenBank genome assembly. Lineage: Eukaryota; Metazoa; Porifera; Demospongiae; Tetractinellida; Geodiidae.
AGCUCCACAACAUACAUGGGGACUGAGACAGAUGAGCAUGCUACUGUGUGUGUUGAAGUCUUAAACCCUCCUUCUGGUGGAGCCGUCAGACCAUUCAGCAUCACCAUGUUUCCUAAAGAAGGAAGCGAAGUUUCCAAACAGUACUCAUUGGAGUGCAAUAAAGAGUUGCAGUUUAAGAAGGGCACUCCUGAAAUUUGUCACAAUUACACAAUAGUAACAGAUAAAGUCUGUGAAUUGAUGGAAAACACCACACAGUUUGAAGUCCGUCUUAGUGUGACCUCUACGGAUCGACUAGAUAUUAACUCAUCGCUGUCCAGGGCAACAGUCUCGAUUGAUGAUAGCAGAGAGCCGGAAUGCUUUGUAAAGGUUGAGUAUGAGUUAAGCAGCUAUACUAUAACUGAAAUGGAUGGAUAUACUGAAGUAUGUGUCACUAGUACAACUCCAGGAAUUGACGAAACAUUUACUACAAAUGUCACAUUUUACCAAAUAGCUAACUUAACAGAUUUAAUCAAGCUCAGUGCAGAUAGUUUGAAUUUUUCCGUAAACUUUACUAAUCCGUCUCAGACAGAGUGCUUCAAUAUUUCAAUUGAAUUUGGUAUGGUGAAUAUCUGUGGCUACUUUGACUGCAGUGAAAUUGAAAUUGAGUUAAACUUGGUAGUAUUGGAUGAGACUCCACGUGUACAUGUGAACACACCAGAUCCUACUGUUACUAUUGAACUACCAAGGCAGUGUGAAAUAAUAUUAUGUUCGCAAUCUGACGCAUCAUCAAAUGACAGUGGAGUUACUAUUGCAGCAAUCAUCCUUUCAAUAGUUGUCGUCAUUACACUAGCUGCCAUUGUUGUGGUCAGCAUGCUAUAUUUUAGAAGAAGAAACAACAACAAAAGACUUGAUCUCGAAGAGUAUAGAGGGCAGCUCUCAGUUUCUGAACACAACUAUGUCUCUCUCGGUUCAACCAAGAGAUCUUAUCUGUCCGAGCAACUCAAGCAGCAGUUGAAGAAUAAGAGAUGGUAUUUUCCAAGAGAGAUCUUGAGCUUACCAGUACAGUCGGCCAAGGAGAGUCAGGGCUGGUGUACAAGGGAUAUCUGAACACUGCAUUAGGGAAGGAACUGGUUGCUGUCAAAACUGGAAAAGCACUAUUUUCCAGUGGUGAUAUGGAACGACUAGCUAAAGAGGUGGCUACCAUGUUAUCAUUUGAGCACCCCAAUGUCAUGUCUCUUGUGGGAGUGUGUAUUGAGGAGGAGAUACCCCUACUAAUUAUGCCGUUUAUGUCUAAUGGAUGUGUUUUGGAGUUUGUUAAACACCACAGGGAGGAACUGCUUUGCAUUAAUGCAACAGCACCACAGAUCCAAUCGGCCACGAAAAGUCUUUUAAAUAUAUGUCACCAAAUCACAAAGGGUAUGGAGUAUCUAGCAAUGGAGAAGUUUGUUCAUCGCGAUAUGGCAGCUAGGAACUGCAUGAUUGACCGUGAUGGAGUGAUAAAGGUAGCAGAUUUUGGACUAACUGAGGACAUGUAUGGGACCGCUCCCGAGAGCAUUGAGGAGGACAUCUACAAUGAGGCCACUGAUGUGUGGUCAUUUGGAGUGACGGUGUGGGAGAUCUUCACUUGUGGGAGGAUCCCAUACACCGGUAUUCCAGCCAUGGGUCUCCUGAAGGAACUGCAGAGAGGACAGAGACUGGAGAGACCUGACAAUGAGGCCUGUCUGGAUGAAGUAUAUGAGAUCAUGAUGAGUUGCUGGUCACUGGACUCCCAUGCUCGUCCGCUGUUCAAGGAUUUGGUGGGCAGCUUCAGUGAUCUUCUUGAGAGGGAGUCAGACUACCUGGAUUUGUCUGCUCAGUCUCUCUGCUGGAAGGAGACUGUCUCUCACACCCCUCCACCCUCUUCUCCACCUACUGCUGCUCUUCCUGUCACCCAGGAACAGGGAAUUGCUGCAGCGGAGAACGAGGCUGAAGAUGAAGACUAUCGCAGAUCUGCUCUGCAGAUAGCUGUGAUGGACGGCCAACCAAUAAUGGACAAUUGUGAAUUUCUAUAUAAUCCCGACCAGUCUGAUAUUGACCAUGAUAGAGUUGGAGACAUUUGUGACAAUUGCCCUGAGUUGCCUAACCAAAAUCAGUUAAACUCUGGUGUUGGAAACGCUUGUGAUCCUGAUGACGAUAACGACGGGGUCGACGAUAAAUUAGACAACUGUCAACUGGUGGCUAACCCUGACCAGGGAGACUGUGAUGGUGAUGGUGUUGGAGAUGCUUGUGACAACUGUCGAGGAACCCCAAAUACUAACCAGCCUGACACCGAUGAUGAUGGAAUUGGAGACAUUUGCGACAAUUGCCCUGAGGUGCCUAACCAAAAUCAGUCAAACUCUGAUGUUGAUUUGUUUGGAAACGCUUGUGAUCCUGAUAACGAUAAUGACGGGGUCGACGAUCAAUUUGACAACUGUCAACUGGUGGCUAACCCUGACCAGGGAGACUGUGAUGGUGAUGGUGUUGGAGAUGCCUGUGACAACUGCCGAGGAACCCCAAAUACUAACCAGACUGACGCCGAUGGUGAUAGAGUUGGAAAUGUUUGUGAUCUUGAUGAUGAUAAUGAUGGAAUCUUUGAUGAACGAUUUGACCAGGGUCAAGAUGGUGAUGAUGACUUCUGUAUUGAUAUUGCUGAUCCAGAUGAGGUUGACUCUGACUCAGAUGGUGAUGGGGACUACCGUGACAAUUGCCCACAAGUGCCUAACCCGGACCAGACUAACUCUGAUAGCGAUAGGUUUGGAGACGCCUGCGAUAAUUGUCCAAACCUGCCAAACCCUGGCCAGGUGGACUAUGAUGGUGAUAGGAUUGGGGAUAAGUGUGACCCACAUGUUUCACCUGACAAUGACAAUGACACUGUUUUAAACAACAGAGACAACUGCCCUCAUGUCGGCAAUCCAGAUCAAGCAGAUACAGAUGGCAAUGGUGUGGGUGAUGCUUGUGAAGGCUCUGCAGUUCUAGGAUUAGAGAGUACGUUUGUAAAGGUCAAUGAAGAUGCUGAAGAAGCCCAAUUCUGUCUUGUCAUUGAGCACCCAAUUAAUGAUUGUCCUCUCAGUUUCUCAUUUGUGGUGUACAUCUCUACUAUUAAUGGGACUGCAGGUAUGUAUGAGUUUGUAUCUUACCCAGUAGAGCAUAUAGAAAAGUAG